UGCUCUGCUCCCCCAUGUCACUUCGACAAUUGCCAGCCAUGAGCUGCUUCUUCAACGCGUGUACCAACCCAUGUGUGCCCGACGGGACGCAGUGCGCCUUCCACAAGAACCGCCGCCCGUGCAUCGAGCCCGGGUGCCACAACCAAGUGUUUGCACGCUCGCGCUGCGUGCGCCACGGCGGCAAGCGGCGCUGCUCCGUGGACGACUGCACCGCCAACGCACGUCUCUACGGCGUGUGCUCGCGGCACGGCGCCGCGCGCAGCAAGCCCAACUGCACCACCGAUGGCUGCGCCAGCGUAGCCCACCGCCACGGCAAGUGCAUCCGCCACGGCGGCGGGCGGCCAUGCAACUUCGGCGACUGCAAAACGCACGCGCGGAGCGGCGGGUACUGCUGGCGCCAUCGCCCCGCGACGCCAUACGCGCUCCCGAAUGACAAGACGCUGCAAGUGAGCCUCAGUGCCAUCAAGGAAGAGCUCCUCGACGCCUCGAUCCUGGACGCACCCUUUGCAUGGCUGCUGCAAGUGUAA
Molecule: messenger RNA, 527 nt
Organism: Saprolegnia parasitica CBS 223.65
Lineage: Eukaryota; Oomycota; Saprolegniomycetes; Saprolegniales; Saprolegniaceae
Exons: 2
Coding region: 15-527 (170 amino acids)
Source: RefSeq, a predicted model, not a curated record